Molecule: messenger RNA, 1732 nt
Organism: Darwinula stevensoni
Lineage: Eukaryota; Metazoa; Arthropoda; Ostracoda; Podocopida; Darwinulidae
Source: the annotation of a GenBank genome assembly
ACAUGUGCCACCUUCCCUUAUUGUUUGGCCAAGUGUGAAAAAGAGUUACUUAUGUUAGGAAAUCAUGAUUCAGAUGAGGAAUCUCUGAACUGAUAUGAACCAGUAUUUUCCAACUUAGUGAGACUAAUGCUACUUCUUACCAUUACUUGCCCCUGGACUGGAAAUAAAUGAAAGGGAGAAAAAAAUAGAUGAAAAGGUGAGCUUAUGGCUAACAGAAGCAUUCACAGCUGCAUCAGAUCCUAGAACUUGGUGCUGUGUCCUCUGUGAUUAAUACAAUGGUACAAUUUUUACUGGUUGAAUUCAUACCCUCCCAUAGGAGUGCUUCCAUCAAUUGCUGGUAGCACUUCCAAAAGGGUGGUUUUUUGGAUUUUCUGAUGAAGUGGAUCCUCUGGAGGUUGUGAUUUCUCCAUACUCCACUACCUAGGAGGGGUACCAAAUCAAUCUGAAAAGAGUGUAGUUCUUGUAUCUUGCCUAGCCCAACCUGGUUUUAUUACUUGCAGAACUUCAUGUUGGUUUUCAGCGUUUGAAAUGGCUGAAGGAGGGAGUGAAUGUAGGGUAAGGUUCGAGAUCCCAAUGGAAAGUGGGCCGGACAAUAACAUGAGGAUUGAGCAUAACCAAGAUGGGACUGAAGGCAGAAGUGAAAGCCUGAAACAUGAACCCCCUUUGUCAGUAAGGCCAACCUGCAUCAUCAUCUUGGGAAUGGCUGGAUCAGGCAAGACCACAUUUGUUCAACAUCUCACUGCUCAUCUUCAUGCAAAGAAAGAGCCCCCAUAUGUUGUCAACCUGGACCCUGCUUGUAAGGAGGUUCCAUAUCCAUGCAACAUAGAUAUUCGAGACACUGUGAAGUACAAGGAAGUGAUGAAGCAAUACUCCUUAGGACCCAAUGGAGCUAUUGUGACAUCCCUCAAUCUCUUUGCCACCAAAUUUGACCAAGUCCUCCACCUGAUUGAGAAGCGAUCAGAGGAGUGCAAACAUGUGAUUUUUGAUACACCUGGACAGAUUGAAGUGUUCACAUGGUCAGCAUCUGGAAGCAUCAUCACAGAAGCACUUGCUGCUGGUUUUCCAACUGUAGUUGUGUAUGUGAUGGACACGGUGAAAAGUGUGAAUCCUGUGACCUUCAUGUCCAAUAUGCUUUAUGCUUGCUCUAUACUUUACAAGACCAAGCUUCCCUUUGUGAUUGCCAUGAACAAGGUAUGUGCACCUAAGAUUGAGCUUUUAAAACUGCAGAACAUGGCAAAUGGGUUUGGAGUGUUUUUGUUUUACCUGUUUGCAGAAUGGCUGUCUUAUAGAAAUGGAACUGCUUUGCAUAAUCGAAACAAUGAAUAUCGACCUCAAUAUGAGCGGCUGAAGGCAUCAAGAGUUGAUGCAGAAGAGCGUCAUCAAGAAGAGCAGCAGAAGCAGUUUCUUGAGGACCACAAGGAAGAGAGAGCCCUGUGCAAGACGCAGAAACUAGUUUCUGAUGCAACUGAGAUGUAUCUCCGUCUUCCGGGGACUGAGGUGGAUGACGAUCUUGAGGCUGAAGAUGUUGAACUUGGCACCAAUGAUGUUGAAGAUGAAGAUGCCAAUGAACAUGAAAGCUUUAAGGAGUUCCUUGCUGUACGUAAGUCAAGGCAAGAAGCAAAGGCAGCCACCACACUCAAGGACUCAGGUGGAAGCUGAUAUCUUCUCUUCAUUGCAUUCUUUAAAAGUUUAUACAUGAAAUCUGAUAAUAAAAAUAGUAAAAAUUUUUAAA